Messenger RNA from Candidula unifasciata, 1554 nucleotides. The record is from the annotation of a GenBank genome assembly. Lineage: Eukaryota; Metazoa; Mollusca; Gastropoda; Stylommatophora; Geomitridae.
AUGAUGGGCAAAUACAGUCUUCUACUAGCUGCUGUCACCUUGACCUUGCUGCUGGCCAACAGCGCGGGUAAGACGGUGGUGUUUUUCCCGCCCCCACUGACCAGCUACUUCAUCUACCACACAAACAUCGCCGGGGCCCUCGCCAGGAUGGGCCACGACGUGUACCUGUGUGUGCCCCAUUACUUGAUCUCCAAAAAUUUGGUUAAGGACAAGGAUGUGAAAAUACUGGAGUACGGAGAACAACUGGGGGACAUCACCGGAAAAGCCAUGAAGAAUACCAACAUGAUGGAAAAGUUCUGGGCUGGGGAUAGUCUUCACCCAGCUUCGACAAUGUUUAUGGCCUCGGCCGAGUUCGGCAGAGUGACCGUUGAAAUUCUUUCAGAUAAAGUUCUUGUGGAGAAGAUCAGAAGACUCAAGCCUGACCUACUGGUUGUCGACUCUAUCCCCUUCAACAUGAACAUGAUAGUGCUGCCAUACCUGCUGGAUGUUCCCUAUGCUCUGGUGGGAACGCUACACGAUGUAGUGUUAUCUAAAGUUCCUUACAGUCCAGCAACUCCAACAAUGUUGGUGAAGUCCCACAAAGACAGAAUGUCCUUCUUCAACCGGGUGCAACAUUUCUUUUGGUAUGUUGCUCAAAUCAACUUUGACUUGUAUUACGACAGCUCCUGUGUGUCCAAGUUUGCUCCGCACAAACCCUACAGAUCCAUCAAUGAGCUAGCAGCCAAUGCAGAAGUGUUCAUCAUUGAGCUAGACCACAUCUUGGACUACCCCAGACCAACACUUCCCAACACUAAACUGAUCGGAGGCUCCUCCCCUUCCCUGGCUAAACCACUGACCGGAGAGCUCCUGAAGUUUGUCAAUGAGUCCAAGAAUGGGAUCAUCGUCAUGACAUUUGGGGGCACGGUGGUCAACCUGCCUCCCCACUUCACGUCAAAAAUGGCUUCUGCAUUCAAACAACUCGACCUCCGAGUGGUGUGGAGGGUAAACAUGACCUCGCCCGACCCCAAACAGAUCUUGACCUCCACCUGGAUACCCCAAAACGACCUUCUGGGACACGAAAAGACCAAACUGUUUGUGUCCCACUGUGGGAAGAACGGACAGUACGAGGCCCUUUACCACGGAGUGCCCAUUCUCUGCAUGCCCAUAUUUGGUGACCAGUACUAUAACGCAGAAAGAGUUGCAGAUAAGGAAUUGGGCCUUUAUGCUGACAUGCGUACAGCCAGUACAGAACAACUGGCAGCCAUGUUGAAAGAAAUCAUCUACCAGAAAAAAUACACUGAAAACAUGAAGAGAGCUUCCAGCCUGUACAGGGAGUUGUACAAAGACCCAAAGCAAGAGGCCGCCUACUGGCUGGACCAUGUGAUGAAAUAUGGUGGAGACUACAUGAGGUCAGCAGGCCAACAGAUGCCCUGGUAUCAGCUGUACGUAUUAGACGUUAUCGCAUUUCUUCUCACUGUGCUCCUAGCGGCCCUGUUCAUCAUCUACUUCAUCAUUAAGCAAAGCCUCAAGUGUUGUGGAUUCCAGCAGAAGAAAGUCAAAGCAAAAAACGAGUAA